Amoebophrya sp. A120 is the source of this 182-nucleotide messenger RNA. The record is from the annotation of a GenBank genome assembly. Lineage: Eukaryota; Dinophyceae; Syndiniales; Amoebophryaceae.
CACCGGUGUCUUUUCCUGCAGAGUUACGUAUGGCUGGAGCCGCGGAUCAUGAUCGGUCUGUUUCCCGUAGGCAAACGGGAGGCAGGUUUAGGCCGGCGCUUAAGGCGUUGGUGAAGACGUUCAUCACCAGCUUACCACAAGAACUGAAAAAGUGAAGUGCUCUGCUCGUCCCUUUUUCCUCC